UCUGGAGUUUGUGCCUUACUCCGGACUCCGUGAUCAGGAACGUUUGGAUACAAAAAGUAAUCAGUAAGCCCUUUCUCAGAUAUGUUGUUCACGCUAUACUUUUAUUCUGUUUUGUACUAGCAAAUUCGCUUUGCUUUCCAGUUUAGGCACCUUCCAUGCAAAGUCCGUUGUCCCCCUAUUGUUGAUUAUUAUUGCGUGUUCAUGUUUUCGAAAACAUCCCGAAUACAGGCAUAUUGUAGAGUGAAUUAUAUUCCCAUUUGCCCCAGGAUGUGCGAGCGGUACUGCACUCAGCUGGUGUCACUUCCAAGAUUAAGCCUGCGGAUGUCUUCUCGUGUCCUCGUGACCCUAAAUAGGAGAAACAACCCUGCGCCAGAAAAUAUGACAGAAUGGAUCCCAUAACGUUCUGCAUUCAUGUUUCUUUAAUGUGAGUGGGUCCACUCCCAACUAUAAAGGCAGAAAACUUAAGCAGUUACACAAGGGGUAUAAAUAAUACAAUAGCAUGUGGAAACAAAUAUUCCCAUUAUAUAGUGUCAACGUUACAAAAUUUAAAAGGGAAAAAAAUAUACUUUAACAAACAGUAAGCUUCCACUACCACACCCCGCUGCCUAGUAACCAACAGCUGAAGCUGAACCUUACUCAGGCCACACUGCCGUAAAGAAGUGUGUCGCAUGCCACAUACAUGUGUAAAGAAACAGGGACUGCUUUACUGGGUUUCAUGCAGCGCCUCCCGAUCAUAUUUUUCAAAUAUGCCAAUCGUUUUUUCCGUAAUAGUUGCAUUUAGGGUGAAGAAGCUGUUGUCAACUCGUUACUUAGAAUCGCAAAACUAUCCCCUUUCCACGCUGCCGUAAAUCAGUAAGUUGGGGAGGGGGUUUCGGGUUUCUCAGGGCCGUAAUGCGGCGCGUCCCGUUUGUCGGGCCGAUGAUACCUGCUGGUGUGAACUGGUGACAGGUGCGGUGAAAGGGUGGUGGUGUGCAAGACCCUGGGGAGGUGGACUGCUGGGCUAGAAAUGGCAGGUGCGGAGUUGCAUCCUCGCACCGGUAAGUUGAUCACCCUGUCAAAUGGGAACCGGACGGCAAAACGGAACCAGCCGGUGCAGGAGUUCAACCAUGGUGUGGUGCUGAGCCGUGAGCCAUUGCGAGACGGAGACACGUUUACCGUGCGCAUUGACAGGAAGGUCAACUCUUGGAGUGGAUCAAUCGAGAUUGGUGUUACAGCACUGGACCCUAAUACCUUGGAAAUCCCUGGUAGUGCCACUGGACUCAAAGGGGGAUCAUGGAUAGUAUCUGGCUGUUCAGUUCUGCGAGAUGGCCGUUCCAUACUUGAGGAAUAUGGGCAUGACUUGGACCAGUUGGGAGAGGGAGAUAAAGUGGGUAUCCAGCGCACUGCCAGUGGAGAGCUGCACCUGUGGGUGAAUGGACAAGACUGUGGUGUUGCAGCCAGAGGACUACCGGCUGUUGUAUGGGCAGUUGUAGAUUUAUAUGGGAAGUGUACCCAGAUUACUGUAACACCUUCUGAAACUGUUGUACAAGAAGAGGCAGAGGAGGAAGAAGAUGAUGAGGGUGCCACUGCUGAAGAAGUUGUAAGCCUUCCUCGAAGCAACAGUCGUCCAGAUAAAUUUCCUGAUACACUGGAAAUGGAGAAUGGUUUCUCCUCCAUGGAACUUUCAGAAGUGGUCAGUAAUGCCAUUCUUUCUGCAUAUAAUGACAGCCUGCUGAGUGUCGGUUUGAGCAGUCCGCAGGACCCUCCUGCAAGCAGCCCCACUGUAACGUCUAAUGAUGCCCUAUUGUUUCAUGAGAAAUGUGGCACUUUGAUUAAGCUCAGCAACAACAAUAAAACAGCAGAACGGAGACGUCCUUUGGAUGAAUUCAACAAUGGAGUUGUGAUGACAAACCGCCCCCUGCGUGAUAAUGAGAUGUUUGAGAUUCGGAUUGAUAAGCUGGUAGACAAAUGGUCUGGAUCCAUUGAGAUUGGAGUAACUACGCACAAUCCUAAUGACUUGGACUACCCAGCCACUAUGACCAAUUUGCGUUCAGGGACAAUCAUGAUGAGUGGAUGUGGAAUACUGACCAAUGGGAAAGGAACACGCCGAGAAUACUGUGAAUUUAGCCUUGAUGAGUUGCAAGAAGGGGACCACAUUGGAUUGAUGAGAAAGUCCAGUGGGGCUUUGCACUUUUAUAUUAAUGGCAUAGAUCAAGGAGUUGCUGCAACCCAGACACCUUCUUUGGUGUAUGGAGUGGUGGAUUUGUAUGGAAUGGCAGUCAAAGUCACUAUUGUUCAUAAUCAUAACCACACUGAUCGCCUUCGCAGGAACAAUGCAAUCAUGCGAGCUCUGUCCCCAGAUGUUGGACGUCGAAUAACAGACUCCUCUGAACCAGAUGUGGAGAGGCUCCUUUUCCAUCCAAACUGUGGACAGAAAGCUGCAAUCAUUAAUGAUGGAAGGACAGCACAUCGACCUCAUGCUACUGAUGAUUUCAACCAUGGAGUAGUACUUAGCAACCGGCCACUGCGUAACAAUGAAGUAUUUCAGGUUCGAAUUGACAAGAUGGUGGACAAAUGGGCAGGAUCAAUAGAGAUUGGUGUGACAACCCAUAAGCCAGCCCAUCUCCAGCUUCCUUCCACCAUGACCAAUCUCCGUUCAGGUACCUGGAUGAUGACUGGAAACGGUGUGAUGCACAAUGGUACAACUAUUCUGGAUGAAUACGGGCACAAUCUGGAUCGCCUGAAGGCAGGUGACAGUGUGGGAGUUGUACGAAAAGAUGAUGGCAGUCUGCACUUUUUUGUCAAUGGUGUGGCUCAAGGUGCUGCUGCAUGGAAUGUACCUCCUAAUGUCUACGCUGUGGUGGACCUCUAUGGGCAGGCAGCCCAGGCAACCAUAAUUGAUGAUACAGACCUGCCUCCUCUUCCAGAUGAUAUCUCUGAAGGAAACAACCAGAUUUCUCCCAGCAGUCCCUCUUCUAUUGCCUCUGGAAGUGACCUCCGUUUUCAUCACCUGCAUGGGAGCAAUGCUGUUAUCACAAAUGGAGGUCGCACUGCCUUACGGCAGAACUGUCGUAGUGAAUUCAAUGAUGCCAUUGUCAUAUCAAACAGGGCUCUCAGAGAUGGAGAGUUGUUUGAGAUUGUCAUUCAGAAAAUGGUGGAUCGGUGGUCAGGGUCAAUUGAGGCAGGUAUAAGGGUCAGCAAACGAGAUCUGAGUGGCACAGCCAUUAUGCAGGAUGGCAACACAAUGAGGAACAACUAUGGCUGUGAUCUGGACUCUCUUACUACUGGCUCCCGUAUUGGCAUGAUGCGCACUGCAAAGGGUGACCUGCAUUACUUCAUUAAUGGAUUGGACCAAGGUGUGGCUUGCGUGGGGCUGCCACCAGAAGUUUAUGCAGUUGUUGAUCUCUAUGGUCAGUGUGUCCAAGUGUCCAUCACCAGUGCUACAGGCCCCAUGGACAACAGCCUCUCUACAAGUAAUAUCACAGAGAAAUCCUUUCCAGUACAUUCCCCAGUUCCAGGAGUUGCCCAUCGGUUCCAUACAAACUGUGGGAAGAAUGUGGCAUUUCAGAAUGAUGGUUGCAAAGCCGUAAGAGUGAGUGGUUAUGCGCAUGGUGUAGUCUUCAGCAUGAAGGAAUUAAAGGCCGAUGAAGUCUUUGAGGUAAAAAUUGAUGAGGUUAAUGACCAAUGGUCAGGGUCUCUGUGCAUUGGACUUACCACUCUUCUUCCUGGUGAUAUCACCUGCACAGUUACAGGCCUGCCUGCUUCUGCUGUUGAUCUCCGCUCCAAGGUCACGUGGUUGGUUGUAGGCACAGCCAUUAGGAGGAAUGGUGUUCUUCAGAAGCAGAAUUAUGGCUGCUCAUUGGAGAGGCUGAGUGUUGGUAACCGAGUUGGUGUUAAACGCUGUGGAGAUGACACAAUGCAUAUUCUCAUUGAUGGGGAGGAUAUGGGACCAGCUGCUACAGGAGUUUCAAAGAAUGUCUACGCAGUUGUUGAAUUGUUCGGCAGAGUAACAUCAGUGUCAAUUGUAAGCUCCACAGUCAUGGAGGAGCCAGAGAGUACCAAACCUCCAUCUGUAACAUCGGAUAGCUGUAGUGAAGAGGAGGAUGAAGCAACACCUUGUGAAAAUGAAGUGCCAGCGUUCACAACCUCUGUGACAUUCCUUGAGUAUCAUGGCAAAAACAUUCUGUUGUCCAAUGAAAACCACACGGCUGCAAGGGUAGCCAGCUAUAACCAGGGGCUUCUAGUAACAGCAGUACCCCUGCCUCGACAGCAACUGUUUCAGAUCCAGAUAGAUCGCUUGAAUACUGUGUGGACAUCAUCUCUGUCACUUGGAGUGAUUGGAAGCAACAUAGAGAAGUUUAAUUUCCCAGCUACAGCUUGUUCCAUCAAACGUUCAUGCUGGUUGAUCCAGCGACACUCUGUCCUUCACAACUCUUUGAAAAUUUGUGAGAAUUAUGGCCCCAACUUGGACACAUGCCCUGAGGGGACAACAUUAGGACUUCUGGUGGACAGCAACAACAGUUUGCAUUUGUUUGUGAAUGGCAUGGACCAAGGUGUUGCAGUCCAAGAUAUUCCCAACCCUUGUUAUGGGAUUGUAGAUCUAUACGGGCAAUGUGAGCAGGUUACAGUAGUGACAGAUAAUGUUGCAGUAGCUGGUGGAGAAAGCAGUUGCUCUCGAUGCCGGGCAGACAUGGAAAAAGCUGAUGUGGUAGAUGGUAUUAAGGAGAGUGUGUGUUGGACACCCCCUCCAGAUGUAAAUCUUUUGAAGACUUGUGAAUACCAUGCACUUUGUGCCAGGUUCAAGGAGCUACUAACUUUGCCAGACGGUUAUUUUAAUGAAGAUGCCAAGUUUAACCUGUGUUACUGUGAGUCGUGCCAUAAAUUACGGGGUGAUGAGGCAUAUUACAAGCGUGGAGACCCACCACGGGAUUAUGCUGUCCCCUUUGGCUGGUGCAGGUUUGCUCUCAGAGUGAAUCCUCGGUGUGAUGUGGUAAAUGUUUAUAAAAAGUGGCACAUGGCAUACCACGGUACAUGUGUGGGAGCUCUAAGGCGGAUACUAGACCAAGGCGAGAUUAUGUCAGGUAGCACUUCCCUCUUUAACAGCAAACAAAUGAAAGCAGAUUUGCAGAAUGGCUACAGCGAGCCAGAGGAGAACAGUGUGCCAGUUCGAGAGCCACCAAAAACACACCUCUCUCCCACCAUGCGAUAUGCUGGCCUUGAGGUCUUUGCAGCUAAAGUCCAAUUCAAAGAUCCAAAAUUCCAGCGGCACCACUAUGCUCAGGUUGCACUGCAAGUCUGCAUUCGGCCAGGAUCCUACAAGGUUGUAAUGCAAUCUGUCUGUGCGAGUGAGUCCAUGGACCCCCGUUUUAGCAGCAGUGAAAUUGAGUGGAUAACUAAAGAAAAGGGAGCAACUGUACUUUAUGGAUUGCUUGUCCGAGUAGAGUGAAGAGGAGGUGGCAAGGACGUGCAGAUCCAAAUAAUUCCCACCUAUAAAAGGUUGGCUGUGAAGCCACUGGGGAGGGGACCAUGAAAACCAUAGGAAACUGUAUUGAAGACUGGUUACAGUCAUUGGGGAAGGGGAAAGUUUAUACUGAAAGAAGCAUGAAAAUAGGAGAUCCUGUCUGCACACCCCCUCCCCAUAAGGAGCAAAGCACACUUACAGAAGAACAAAUUGCUGUCUCUGGUAUAUACAUCUGAGGCAGGAAAUCUGGAAGCUUUAGUAUUUUUAUCAGCACUAAACAUUUUGAGGGGGGGCAUUUUAUGGACCUUGGACUGUUGAUAACCUCUCUUGCACUGCUGUCAUGCAGGUUAUGGAGAAAAGGCAGUGUGAAUUUGAAAGUUUACGCAGAUAAGUAGUUUACAGUGCAGCCUUAUUUUAACAAGGCCAUUCCAUGCAACUUUUUAUUUCUUACGUCAAGCUGUACCAGAUUUUGAGCCUUGAAGAUGACCACUGACAAUACUUAUCAAAGACUGGAAAAGAAAACGUAAUUUUUUGAACUUGUAAGUGCAUGAGAGAGUAGAUUAUCAGUGCUGCAUGGUAGCAGGAGUACAGUGGAUGGGACAUUUCCUAUUUUUACAGCUGUGGGCACAUCCUGCAUCACUACAGUUGAAACAGCUAACCAGCAAGAUGUUGAAUAAUUAAGAUGGCUAAACAGAAGUUGACUUCUCGUCUUUUCUUUUUUUUUUCUGUUUAAUGUGAAUAUCACUUUACUAUUCUUCAGGAGAGCCUUUAAAACAGCUGAAGUUUUGAUUUCAGUGCAGUACAGCAUCUCACUGUAGGCAUUUUUUUCCACUUUGACAGUUCAAGUAGCAUGUUAGCCUGUUGAACAGUAAAUGUUUAAGAUGGAUUAGAUUCGCACUUUCUCUGAAUUAGGAGUCUAAUCUUUUUGGAAUGGUAGCUUUUCCCAUCCUUGCCAUUUUGUGGUUAGGUCAUUAAAGUUACUUACAUGUUUACAUUUUGAAGAGUAUUAAUUAGAUGGAGGGUGUACAGAAAGGUGAAUGUGUACUUGGUUCUUACACUCAGAUAUUUGUUUUCUACACUUAUUAAUAUACGUACAUACACACAUUUAUGUAACAAAAAAUUAUAUACUGUAGCAGUUGGCAUCACAGUUGCUUGAAACACAGGUGUACAUGCAAACAUCCUUCUGUUAUUUAAAUCAGGGCACUCUUUUAGCUAAAGGAAAAUACUUAGAAAUACUACCACUGUAAGUUGAUGAAAACGCUGAUGUAGUUCUAUAAUGCUAUCCGAAAGAGUGAGCAAACUAUAGAAAAACAUGUAUUUUGCUUUUAUAUAGGGGAAAUUGUGAUGUUCUCCUUUGCCCAUAAACUUCAUUCUGUAUAUAUCAUUGUAACUCGGUGGGGGGGCAAAAUUCAAGUGUACAUUUUGCCUUUUCUCUGAAAUGGUGUGCUUUUCACUAGGAGUGAGAAUAAUAAACCAGGGGGUGAAGUCCCCCACAUGGUGGCAGAUAUAUAUAUACUUCAGCAGUUUUUAGUUAACUGUAAAGCAGCACCCGUUUCCAUAACUUGCAUGAAAAAAUGAACUCUGAGCUUCAGAGAAAUACGUUUCAUUAUCUGAUCAUUCAAAAAUAUGUCAUCAAGCAAUUUUGAUUGACCAAAUAUGUUUCAAGCAACUGUAUAAGCUGCAGAGAUAGUGUUACCAAAAAAGACUAUAUAAUGCAAUUAUAGACUGCAUCUAGAGCCAUGUGCAGCCCUUAAUCCCUGCAUCUAUCAUACUUAACCAUCCAAGUUUUUUAAUGCCAUUUUCUAUCCAUUUAUUGAAUUGUGUAUGUCCUCCCUGUCUGAUGAAUUUGAUGUGGGUGAACUUAUCAGCUCCCAGUUUGCCAAAGACUUUCAAAACCGUUUUACCAAAUGGCAUUUUAGUGAACAUAGUACUUAACAAAAUAAGGAACUUUUUGUGCGUUUGGGGGAGUGCAUGCCUUUAACCCUUUUUCUCCUAUUUUAUUAUGACAAACUCAGAGUAAAGUCCUGCGUUUCACCACCAUCUCAAGUUGGUCAAGUAGUUUUAACCAAGCAUCCUUUGAAUAAAACAUAGAUGGGGUUGACCAGUACAAGGAGAACUUUGUAAUGAUGGGGUUGACCAGCACAACAAUUCCAGUGGGGAAUUCUAGCUGUACUCCAGGUGGGACCUGCUCAAAGAUGGUUUUACUAGUCACUAUACAGAACUGUAACCUCCAUAUCCCAGUAAUUAACAACCCUAGCAAUCUAUUCCAGCAUUUUUUAUACAUUUGUUACAACUCUUUAACAUUAUUUGAAUUGUUUAGCCUAGAAGCAGUCAGAACAUUACCUCAUCCAACAUGUAUGUUGUCCCAGGAUCCUUAUCAUCAUGCUAUCAUGACUGUGUUAAAGUUAAUUACCCUGUUGUCGGCAGUGUGUGCAUAGUCUAUGCUUCAAGUUAACCAUCUCACAGUACACGAGUCAGAAGUAUUCUAAAGCUUUCAGGAUGUUAAUACAUUGCUAACUGGAGAGUGUUCUUGACUGACUUGCUUAUACCUGGAGUGUCUGUUUUAAGAAAAACACAGGACGUUCUUCAGACUUCUCUAGUCAGUGGGUUUGCACAUUAAUGGUCUGAGCCCAUACGGGCAUGUGAUUCACAUGUUCUUCAGUAGACUGCUGUGUUGGAAAAUGCUACUGCAACCUGUGUUACUAGGUAAAAUAAAAUGCAGAGUGUGAAGUAUGGAAACAGCUGACAUUUUUGGAGCGAUGUGAUUACUGCAGAGAUUACACUGAGACAUUUGUAAUAGUUAUGUUGGUGGUAGGGCAUACGAUGCAGCCAGAAGAAUCCUUCUAAUAACUGCAAAAAGGCAUUGGGAAAGAAUAUGUCAUUGAGUUAUUUUGCCAAAGUUGGUUGCAUGAAUUCCAUCUGCUGGCACCGUGUAACUGGAGGCCUUUUGCAUUCUGUGUUCUUGGGCAGCUUACUAAACUUGGUUGUGUCCCAUCACCCGUCACCUUUGACAGUUGUCAGAUGUUGGUAGGCUUCAACAGAUCUUGUAAUUACAUUUCAUUAAUAAGUAAUCCUCCUCUGGUGCAUUUGUUUCCUCUGUGAUACUUGUCAGUUAUAAGGUUCCACAAUAGGCCCAGUUUAGCCCCAGAAAAAGGGAUUUGCUGAGCCAGGUCUGGAAAAAGAAAACAAAUUUAAGGACUCCUCAGUGCCCAACAGCUACUUGGCAUAUCCCGAGACUGUUGCAUGUCAUGGAGCUCAGUUUCCCCUGCACUUGUUGUGCUUUAAUUUAUUUAUGCACUCAGUUGCUGACAUUAUUGGUGCAGCAUCUUUGACUUUGUGGGAAGAAAUGAAAGUGAAUCUUGGUGUGCUUGUGCCUGUGCUGCAAACGCUGUACAAGUCAUCGUACUUCCUUAAGGGUAUGGUAGUCCUGUCACACCCAAUCUACUGAAAACUUGGGUCUGUUUUGUAGUUUGAUGAGUUGCUGAUUAGGAACAGUGAAGCUUUUAUUUUGAUGAGAGGAAUGGCAUUUUAGUUAUGCAAUAGUUCACUUGCACAUCAGAUACCACAAAGAAUGAAGAUUCUUCAGUUGCAAAAAAUAGCAUAUUUACACACACACACACACACACACACACACACAUGCGCACUCUGCCUAAUUUUAAGUGACUAUUUUGAAGUUAAUUCCCAGCAGCCUUCCAAGUCAUCGGGUGUGUUCUGCCAGGUGGAAGAUGUUUUCCAAGUGAGUUGGGAGGGUAUCCUGUGCUACCUCAUUGUGUUAGUCUGCAGGUUGCUGUGACCUCUCUCAGGCACUUUUAUGACUGGGUCUGAAUUAAGGUAUGGUGAAAUUGCAUGUCUCAGGCAUUCCUGCCCCACGUGACUGUAAGCAGGGUAGGACUGUAGUUCCCCUUUUGACUGAUAAGGCAGUUCCUCAAAGGGAUCCCGUAUCAGUUUUCACUCUUUAAAGAAUAUUUCUUAUCCUUGGGACAUGAAUUUCAUGAUUGCUAUUUUUGCCUGUUCUCCAUUCAGACCUUUGAAUUGCAGCAGUUCUUAGGAUCAUCUUUUGGAAGGGUGCAGUCCCACUCAAGUUCUUCUAAUAGUGCAUGAGGGGAGUAGGCCAUAGAUGCAUUCUCAGUGGAAUGUGUGUAGUAGGAAAGUCUUUAUACAUUCCCCAUUCAUCCUCACAUGCUGACAGAGUUUUGCACAGAAUCUUCAGAGUUUAUUAAUAUUAACUUGUAGUCAAGAAGAGCUUAAUUCAUGCUUUUUCAAUUUUAGCACUUAGAGAAUAUUACAGUCCAGGAUCCAAGAAUUACAGCUGCCUCCUCCUCGGAAGAAGAAGAGUGAUUGGUACAACAGUGGUUCAGCAUCAGUAGCUACUCAGAGAGUUCUUAGAAGUCCUUGAGUCCACUGGAAGACCUUCCAGUUCGAAUGCUUACAGACCAAGUGAAAUUGGGUUUCUAUGCAGGCAGAAAACUGUCCCUUCCUCCUCAAGCUGAUAUUCUGUAUUUUUCUAUGUCUGCCUGACUUGUCUUAGGCAUUCUUGUAAUUUAGGGCACAGUUAUUCUACACUCAAGAUAAAUGUUUUGGCCACUUCAGUUUAGCAUGUGCUAGUUAGAGGGCAAGACUGCUCUAUCAUAAUCUGAUAAAACAUUUUCAGAAUGUGAUCUUACAUUUGUAACCCCAUUGAAGAAUCUGUUUUCUGUAUUGGGACCUAAAAUUCAUGAUUACCAUGCUAUUAUGUGCACAGUCUGAGGUAGAUAAUUUGAUAGACCUGAAGUAUAUUCCAAGAAAACAGUCUUUAUGGUGGAUUUCAGAACUCCAUGAUCUCUUGUGUGAUAUGGUUUCUGUUAUUUUUUAAAAGGUCCAGACUUUCAGGGAAAUCUCACCAAGGAGGAACCCUCACCUUUCUUCUAAUGUGGUACUCAAGUUCUUGCUCGUGCUUUCCAUUCAUGUGUCAGUCUUCUUACUCAUUUCUGAAAAUACAAGCUGGUGUAAACUCAGUUUCCUGACCUUGGCAGCACAAGUUGUGUUUUUGCUUUGUAAGAUUUAUGAAUAUGGGAAGAUUGUGAACAUUUAGUAUCUUUUGUUCCUAGAGGAGAAAUUUUCAAACUUGACCAUGUCAGAAUGCAUUGCCAACUACAUUUUGUAUAUCCUAAUGCUUUAUUCUGUGUGCUGAAGGGUUCAUUCUACCAAGGGUGCUGAACACUGCUACACAUAUAGCAUAGCUGUGUAAGAAAUCAUACCAGCUUGUCUUUCAGGUACUGCAUUCUUCCUCCUUCUACCCCGUUUACCUAGUUUGGGACCUUUUAGAUAGUAAUUCAUGUCAGGAAGACUUCCUGUAAGUAGAGUAUGCAUUUAUAAUUUUAUACCCUUGCAUUUUCUUGCAGAUGUAACCUCCUAUUUUGAGGGUCACUAACUGAGAAUUAUGGCUGCGCAUGCACACCCUUUACCCUCAGCACGGGAAUGCUGCAUAGGACAAAGGGGAAAUGCAUGCUUGAAGAGUGUGAGCUUGAUAUAGUUAUUUUUUUCUUCAUCCAGACAAAUCUUGACUGGUUAGGUGUGUCCAGCUGUAGCUUCAUCCAAACAUAUCUUACCAGUUCAUAAUAGAACCUAGUAGAGUUGAACUCCUGCCUUUGCCAGGAUAACAGUCCUUUGUGAAGGUGAAAAGGAGAGCAGCCUGUACCUUCUUCACAUCCUUUGUUUUUUGGUCCAAGGAAGUGAUUGGUCAUUAUUACAUAUGUUCAUCAGUUCCUUCUACGUGUGGGAACUCUUUUUUAUAAUUUUUAUUGUCUUAUUAUUGCAGUGUUAAUUUCUGUUGUGGUUAAUAUUGCUAAUGUUAACACUUUCUUAACAGGUCCAUGAUAUCCUCAGGAAACAUCGCUAGUGUAUGCUACCUGAAGAAAAAUUCUGCCCAUUUUACUUGCAGGAGGGCCACCAAAUCAUCUAUUCAAGAAUAAUAUGACUUCUAAAAUAUCCUUCUUCAGUGGGCCUAUAAUCUCUUGGUCUUUCUUGAGCAGUUCACAAAGGGUAUCCACCCUUAAUAUAGCAGAGCCUUUAACAAAUGACAACACACAAUUCUCCUUUGCUGAAAAAGUAAUGCUAAAGUUGAAAAAGUGAUUAUAGAAACAGCCAAAAAGUAAAAUGACAUUGAAAUCCCCCCAGUUCUGCUGCGACCUGAUGGUGUCCAUCCUGAGGCACACACUUGUCUGGCCCUGAGUCUGUGGUUCUCUACAGCUUCAUCCCUGUCUUUCUUGGCUCUUCUUAAGGUGGAUGCUGGGGUUGUGUUCCUUAUUUCUUAAUGGCCCCUUUAGGACUGACUAAAGCAUCCAGACCAUAUGCUGGUUUCCAGGUGCCCAUGACUUGCUUUCAUCCUGGGCAGACUUUUGCUGUACCAUAUGAGUGCUUUUCCCCCAAAAAGUCACCCAUCCCCAUUUGAGAGGUUUCACAGGGUCAAUUUCUUGUUACCUAAUUACCAGUUCCUACCCCAGCCAUUUACCCUUUUACACUCACUGAAGUGCAUUAUCCGAGUUGGUAUGUAUAAUUUGCAGGGGCCUCUAUGUGGGUGGAGGGAGGCUUGCCCCUUGCAAAAACAUUUUUUACAUUCGAGUUUUUGGAAACUCAAACAUAUGGUUUUGACCAUAUUAAUUUUGAGUUUCCAAAACUCUAUAAUAUCAUAUAAAUCCAGAAAAGUAUGCAUAGAGUCUCUUCAUUGAUCAUAAAACAAAUUAAUUGCCAUGCACCUGAUUUAAGUACUAGGGAGGAUGUCCUAUAAUAAGUGGCAGGAUAUGGCAAAUAAAAUCCUGUAUGAGACAUUGACCGAAUAUAUAUAGAUAAAACCAGAGUGCUUGUAAGGUGGGGAAGUUUACUGUUAAGCGUGGGUGUAAUGCUGAUGAUAACAGCACAGGAGCAGCUACUUGUUGGUAUGCAUAGCUUAGAAUUUAUCUUUGAAUUGAAGAUGUUAAGGUGCAUUUAUUAAAUGCCUCCUCCUUUUGGGAAUAAUAUGUUGUUUGCCUCUCAAGAUUUUAAGUACUUAGAGGAAGAAGAGGAGAAGGGUAAGUUAUAGUCAGUCACGUAGGCUCUCCACUGCACACAGACUUGUUGAUAAGAUGUUUAUCUAUAGAAGUACUCUGCUCUAGCCCAAACUCCUGAACAGAGGCAAAGGAUAUUGCACCUGAUGAAUGUGUUUAGGCAAUUGAGACAUAAAAUGUAUUUGUUCAGACAGUCUGAUUAACCUUUUUGAAUCCUUCUUGAUUUGCAAACAUUAACCUUUUUGAGUCCUUCUUGAUUUGCAAACAGGGUAAGCCUGCAUCCAAGUAAAACCUGGGAAAAUGGUUGGCUAAGUGCAUUGCAUUUUGUUACAACAAAUCAUGGAGGAGCAUUGGAGGGAUGGGGGAGUAUUCUUUGUACUGGAGCAGCAGCUGUAAUAGCCACCCUCACUUUUUCCAAAAUUAUUCACUGUACUUUCACUGUUAGAAUAAGUCUGUCUUCUUUAGUGCUGUUCUUUGCGGCAUGCUAUGGAAACACAGUAGGACAUUGCUGUAGUACUUUUCCCAUGACUACUAUUGCAACAGUGACUACAGACACCAUAACGGUAGAUGUUCAGAUAGAAAGAUCAGUUUCUUCAGUACAAUCUCCCUCCCACCCUUCUUGUGGGAGUAGCCAUUCUGCUUUUGUUUUUCCUGAUAGUGGAGGAGAGAAGAAGAAUUGAAGGUGACCGCUGUCUUCCCUUUCUGUGACAAACAGUGCCUGGAUCUCUCUUUCUCUGUCUCGCUCUUAUUAUUAACCUUCCUUUCAUCUCUCCUCUGCUUAUCUCUUUAUUAAACUGAAGACAUUUGUAGUUACAAUUUCCUCUUUCUGGGUCUUCAGGAUGCCUUUAUGGUUUUAACUUUUUAUGUGAGCCAAAUCAGGGAGGUUAAUUCCUCAGGUAUGUCAAGGGUGUAUUAGGCUGAGUAUCACACAGGAAAUUGGCAUAUGCUGUUCAGCCUUUUAGCCAUGUGUUGGGUUAUCAUCCAGUAUCUUUCAGAAGGGAAGAAGUUCAGCCCACUCUGGGGACAUUCAGAAGCAGUGAAAGACCAGAAAGGAAUGUCUUGCAACAAAUUUCCAUUGAUAAUGAAUAUUACUUCAGGAGUGAUCUGCUGGUUAGAACAUCUACUAUUAUAGUGAGUGAACUCGCGCAGCUGUACUUUUUUCUGCCAAGGAAAAUGCAAGGCUUUUCUCCUGGAGCACUUCUGACUAACUUCCCAGCCUAUUUUUGAUGCAUGUACCUUGGCAGGAAAUUGUUGGAAGAAUGUCGUUCCCCACAGGAUUCUGCAAAAAGGUCACUUCUUAGUGUCAAAUUUGACUGGCAAAUUCUACAACUGGCAAGGUGUGUAGUACAUAUUGGGACCCCAUUCCACUUAUAUGUAACCUAAGUACUUUUCACUGUAGAAUAAUGUAGCCAGGAGGAAGACAUAUGAAUCCUUUGGCGUGAAAAUGACAUCCAGCCAUUCCCUUUUACAGGUGGUAACAAGGUUUUAUUACACAUUUUUCUUAUUACUUAAAAGAUUGUGGAGAUAUCUAUCCUGUUCUUGUUCUUGGAUUGAACAACUUCACAGUAUAAAUAAAGUUUCAUAUGGUUUACCCUAUAUACACUGCUUCUACUGUUAUAAUAAGGAGAUUGGUUUGCCGCUAGGCAUGUGGAAUACUUACUGGCAUAUGAAGAUCAGGAAGUGUAAUUGAAAAUAAUUGUGAUUCUGCAUUUUUCAUUUCCUACAUUUAACUCUUGUUUCCUCUCUUUUGACAUAGUCUUCAGAAGGUGUAGAGCUACACAGUGUUUUUGUUAUGAUGUUAGGCAAAGAUAUUUAGGUUGACUAAGAGCUGGCAGAUUUUUCUUGCAGAAAUGUGCCUGCAUUAUCAAGAUCCUGCAGUGCAGCUACACUUAAUUGUGAUUCUGCAUUUUCUUUCCCAUUUUCACCUUUUCCUGUCUUCUGCCAUAGAGUUUCUGUAAAGUGUACAACCACCACCACACUGCUUUCUUUGGCAUGUUAGGUAUGCCCUAUAUUUCGGUUGACUAGGAACUGGCAAAUUUGCCAUUAGAACUUCUGGAUAAGGUAGUGUUUUGUGUUUGCCAUGACUUCAGAACAAUGGGAAGAAGUUUGAGAUGAAUCCUUCAGCAUAUCCACUUUUUUAGGUACUGUAUUGGAUUCAGAGGAAAUUGUAAUACACCCAUAUCAAGAAACUGGCAGACAUUCGGACUACUGCAUAAAAAUAUGGUAAUGAACACAUUCACUUCAAUCCUUCCACUAUAAAUGCAAGGGCUUAAAGCAUUAGCCAUGUCUUGCUGUUUGUUGAGCAAAUUGCACAUAAGAUUUCCUCAUUGGAUACUGAGAAUUUAUUGGACUCCCCUGUGUCAGGCCCACUGAUUUUGUCAUUUGUUUCUCAAGGACCAGUCAAAAAUGUCUUUGGUUGGUUUAGCUUGGGUACAGGCAGUCCUUUCAGUCUUCCCAGUUCAGUAGCCCCCAUAGAGUGAGAGCGUCUGCUGUAGAAUUGAAGUGUUCAUUUCAGAUAUCUAAUUACUCAAAGGCAUUAACUGGAAGCUAGGCUCAGUAUUGUUCUUGAAUUAGGAGCACUCUGAAAGCUUUAAAAGAGUACCUUGCCCACAGAGGGAUCAAGAUAUUCUCAUACUGCUACUGCUACACAGCAGUCUGUUGCAUGAAAAUUUGGGAGCUUGUGGCUUGUAAUUACUUCUACUUUUUUGAACAUACACCUGUCCUGCAUACACUCAGCAGAGUCAUUCCUUCAAACUGUAGGUGACAAAGCAAAACACAAAUGUAAUUCUUGAUGGUUUUGGCUUUGUGCGUUACCUGUCCUGUCAUUCCUUCAGACUGUAUGUGGGAACUCAAGAAAUUGAAUAUAAUAUAUAAUUUAAUAUAAUAUACUAUAAUAUAAUAUAACUUUUAGUAAAAAGAAAUUAGUAUAAUUCUUGAUUAUUUCUUCAUUGUAUAUUACCCACUCAAGACUUGUUCGCUUCAUUUCACCAGCACAGGCUUCAGUGCUAACUUGCAAAAGAAUCUGCACUGACUAUAGUUUGGGAAUAGUGUUUUCAUUUCAUCUUCUGUUAUCUGCUGAUCUAAAAAAAAUCACUGAAAAUGUCAAUGUAUGAUGCUACAAGUUACUUAGUAGCUAUGGUGCUAAUUUCACUGGGGCUUGGCCUUCUCAUCUCUACAGGGUCUUGUAAUGUAGACCCCUUGGGAGAAUCAUAGGGCUGUACCUUGGAUCUUUCCCCUACAAAAAUAAUUCCUAAGUUGGCAGUCAAACUGCAGUUGCUAAGCAUCUUUGCACUCUCAUAAAUAAUAGAGGUUCAGAUAAUGGCCUGUAAAAGUUCAAUAUGUGACCUAAGAAUCAAUGUUAUGUUGUCCCAUCUCGCCUUCAUUCUUGGUGGUUGGGUUUGGAGCCGAAACUCUGCUCCGACUCGGCCGCAUACCAAAGCUGGAGAGCUUCUACUGGCUCGAGGCUACAACCUAUCCCAGGAUGCCUAGCGUCUCUUCCCCAGAUCUCUAUUGCCGCUUGAAGCAUCAGGAUUGUCUUCGCUGGCUCAGGCUAGUAAUUAUCUUUAUCUUACUUACUUAUAUUUUUCUUAAAAAAAUAAUUUUCUUAUAGACCACUAUUCCUUCCCUGACCAAGUAGUGUGCUUGUGUGUGUGUUAUUUACUUACCUGGGUGUGUCUGCGGCUGUUUGUUCUUAAGGCCCUUCUCUCCUUUGAAUCUGUUUAAGUUAGAGGAUUCUUUUCCCUUAGCCCGUUCCUUUCUUUUGGGGGGUUUUCACCCUUCUUUAGGAGUCUCCGUUUAAGUUAGAGGCGUCACUUUGCACUGGAGGAGAUAGUCAUUUAACUUAGAGAUUUCUCCUCCUCCUCGUCUAUUUCCUUAAAAAAAAAAAAUAAUAAUAAUUCUUAUUGUAGUUGUUGCAAUUAUUGCAUUUGUAGUAGUGGUUACUCUUAGUUUCUGGAAGUGUCUAAAGAACCUGCUAAGGAUCCGAGACAAUCUGGGUUUAAAAAGUGCGAUUUAUGCACCCAGAAAAUGUCUCUAACAGACGGGCACACAAGUUGUGUGUACUGUCUGGGAGCAGUUCACCUGCAGGAUUUUUGCUCCAUUUGUCAUGGAUUUAGUGCAAGAGUCCUGCAGGAGAGAAUAAAACUCAUUUUGAGGGGCUUGUUAAAAGGAACCUUUGAAGAAGGAAAUCAGGCCUCUAAACCUGACAAGACUAAAAAGUCGGCUUCUUCGGCUCCGGUGUCUGAGUCGUCAAGCAGCCACAAGGAAACAGUAUCUUCGCAGCCAAAGUUUAUCGGUUCUGACAAACCUGGUCCUCCCUCUGUUCCAUCUGGAUCCUCGGUACUGUCGCGGAGCCAAAAAAGGAGUCGGUCACCAUCAUUGGAGCCAGUACGCUCAGUGCUGCAAUCUUUGUUGCUACAGUCAGUGGCAGGUAGCCACAAGUCAUCCCAUUCCUCCUCCAGAAGUUUAUCGAUGACAUGGAGCAGGUGGUGAAGAGGUUGCAGCAGACAGCGACCCUGGUACAAAUUCUUUCGAACUCAGCCCAUCGGAACAUGGAGCCAACCACUGUAUCUCAGACGCCAGUUAUUCCUCUUCCGAUCCAGAUGAGUUUGUAGCCAGAGUGUCAGGAAGUCAUUCUGUUGGAAUCAUUGGAGCCAGUAAUCACUCACAAUGUCUCAGCUCCGACAUCUGCUCCAAUCUAGUCGAUGAUUUCUUCCAUCAAAGGAUCUAGGAGCUGACACUCCCUGGUCAGCUUCAGGGGGGGGGUUGAGUUGGAGCCUACUCUCCCACUCGGCGCCUUGGCACAGGUGAGUUUGGCUCCCACAUCAGCCUCAGAGCCACCCUCCUCGGUCCCUUGGGACUGGAGUCUCUCUCAGCCCAGGAUAGCGAUGCCUUCGAGGUAAUGAGGAGUGUGCUCUCCACUGAGUCUGCUCCACCUUCGACUCCAGACACUCUUCUCCCUAAAGGGCCAGCAUCUACUGCUUCAUCAUCCCUCCAUCAACCCCAGAGUAGAGAGUCACUGCCCCAGGAAACCCCAAUGGGUGGAACAUCCUCUUCCAACACCUCCCCGGAACACCCCCCCCCCGUAUUGUUACCAUAACAAUAAAUGUAGUACAGCUGCCACCAAAAUGGUAAGUUGUACUUAUUUUAUAUACUUGCUCCACUUUGUUGCACUGUUGAUGCUCCACUUUAAGCAGUUGAUAUUGAAGACAUAAACUUGCUACAAAUUGUGUCUUGUGUUCAUAUACAGUUGUUAGAAUAGUACUACUAAAGUUAAUGCCUGAUAUAUGCCCUGAUAAGGUGUGGAAUUUUUCUUCACUGAGAGUUUUAUAAUAGCAUCUUGCAUCCUUCAUAUUUUCUUUCUUAAAAUUGUCAUUUGACAUAUAUAAAGUUUAUUCAGUUUUCAGACGAAUCACAUUAAUUUAUAAGUAGUGGAACAAAUCUGCCUAAAAUUUAAAAAAAAUGUAUGACAGUAGAGAUGUGUAGUAGCAUAGUUGUAUCCCAUUUGAAAGUUUUAUUUUUAGUGUUCGUCACUGUAUAAGUCUGACUCACAGAAAUAAGCACUACAGCUUCGUAGUUGUAAGCAUGAUCAUAUGUUGACAGUUGGCAGACAUUUUCUUACUUAAUUUGACAAUUAAAGUUAAUCACUAGUACAUAAACAGAAGUUACUGUUAUAAAACUGUUUUUCUGGAACAGGGACAAUUUUAGUUCUUUAACUUCAGCAUACGUCUCAACUUCUUUGCUCAAAACGUCUGGAGAAAGCCAAAAAUAAUGGGGGCAUCCAAGAUCGGGGACAGUUUUUAAACAGUACUCCAGUUCACUUAACUUUAAUAGAACAACAGCUUUUGCAUUGCCAUGCAUUUUUUGUACAAUAAGACACAUGAAACUUUGCCUUGUGGUACUGACUGACUAUAAUAUUUGGUGAUUUCCCAGAGAAAAAAGCAUUUUGUGAUAGGGCGAAAGUAUGAGGUAAAAUCAGGGACAGUUGAGAGCUAUAACUGGCAGUCCACCUGUGUUUUAUUCCCUGUUAAAUGGCCUUGCUUUUCAUAUGCCCAGUGGACUGAUAAAACCUGUUUGUUCAUCGUGUCCAUUUUACAUGCUCAGGUGUAAAGUUAAAAUGUUAUUUGCUUGUUUGCAUGUUUGUCUGAAGGCAUAUACAUAUUCCAUAAUCCUCAUUAAGAGUUCAUAUUUUCCAGCUUCAUUAUGUUUGUGCUAUUGUUAGGUGGCUCAGACUAUAAGGUUAUCUUCUUGUGACAAUUACAGGGCCUUGUCUGUCUUUUGCCUGUUUACUGAUGUGCAGUAAUAAACCAUAUAUUUAUUUCUGCUAGUUUCAUUGCAUAGUAUAUUAUUUAUGUGGUAGCAGGCUAACCAUUGUCAAGGCAGUAAUGACAGAGUAGCAUAUUUCAGGUAGUUGGUGCUUAGUAAAGAGUUUUGGCUUACACCAGCUCCUGCAAGUCAGCUUUGAGUUAGCCUUUUCUGCAUGAGUUUACUAUGUUGCAAUUGCCCUCAUCUGAGAAAUCAAAAAUUGAGAAGAAAAUAUACCCCUGCUGAGGAUUAUGCUGCAAAUAUCACAUCUGAUUUUCAUUUUAUAACCUAAGUAUAUGUUCUCAUGAGUUAAAUAUUCAUAAAAUACUAUUGGUUAAACAAAUAUGAAUAUUCCUCAAGCAAAAGAUGAUCGUGUAUGUCAAGAAAUGCAUGUGUGGUAUCUUCCUUAGACAAGUUUGCUUUCUUAAUUUGUGUAUCACAAUUUUAUUCCACAGUUAUGCUGAGCAGGACACACAAGCUUCACUGCAGUUUCAUCUUUGCUGACACAAGUAAUGAUGCCUAUCAGUAAAGGUACUAAAUGGGGGUCCUGGAGUUUAGCUCAGUUUGCAACUACUUGUAAAAUUGCUUUGAAAUAAGACAUCGGUUUACACAAUGGAAGAGAAAUGUGCUCCCCAUGUUUACAGGCAUUGAUGUGUCUUUUUAAGGAAAUUAACUUUAAGCAGAAGGUGUUUAUUUGGGAAGGUUAGUUUCACUUUUAGGUUAAGUAGAUUGGUAUGAUAACAGCACUGUGAAGUUUUAAAUGCAUGUGCAAAAUCUGAUUUUAUACUGCGGAAAAUUAUUUUCAUGUUGAAAUAACUUAUUUCCUAGUUUGAUUGUGUCUGUGUUAAUACAAGAUUACACAAAGGUGCAGUUAUACAUUAAUGGAAAAUUUAUUUGACUUUCAUACUGCUUCACUGAAAGAAAAAAAAAUAUUUUAGAAAUUACCCAAAAUGGUAAGGUUUUAUGGCAUAUUCCUUGCCUGUUGUACAUGUGUUCACCUUCUUUUGUAGUGAAGAAGAGUUAGGUAACCUACUUAGAUUGCCACAUGACAUUGUAUAGAAUAUCUUCUGGUUCUGUCCUAGUGUCACACUGCUCUCAGGCUAACUCCUGUGCACUGAUCUGAAGUAACAUCCAAAUAUAAGCUCUGAGUUACUGAUGAAGAUUUCUAGUCAGUCAGUCACUAUUAUUUUUAUUUAUUAAUGACUAUUUUAUGUUUUAAAAAAAGUUCUAAUGUGAAUUAUGGCUGUUAUUGCCCAGAGAUGCUUUAUUAAUUUUUACUUUAUUUUUUUAUUUUUGUUUAUUUUUGUUUCAGUUCAGUUCAAUAAAUUUUGUGUACAGAUUGUGAUAUAUUUUUUCGUUUAUAAAUGAAAUAAAAAAAAAAUCUUUCACAUUCAAAAAA
Molecule: messenger RNA, 20164 nt
Organism: Protopterus annectens (West African lungfish)
Lineage: Eukaryota; Metazoa; Chordata; Ceratodontiformes; Protopteridae
Gene: NEURL4
Product: neuralized E3 ubiquitin protein ligase 4
Exons: 29
Coding region: 1007-5425 (1472 amino acids)
Molecular function (GO): ubiquitin protein ligase activity
Source: RefSeq, a predicted model, not a curated record